Pelobates fuscus (common spadefoot toad) is the source of this 3130-nucleotide messenger RNA. RefSeq names its product yippee like 1 (gene YPEL1). The record is from RefSeq and is a predicted model, not a curated record. NCBI's taxonomy places the organism in Eukaryota, Metazoa, Chordata, Amphibia, Anura, Pelobatidae. Bases 332 to 691 code for a protein of 119 amino acids. The transcript has 5 exons.
UUCUCCCUGUAAACCGCCGUUGAACGUUUUCUAGUCAGAAACAAAACAAAAGCGGCGGGAGGAGGAGGAGGUGGCGGCAGGCAGUGAGGGCCGCUCGGAGAAUGCGCGGCUUGGAAUCACGCCGAGACACGAAAGACAAGCGGCUUAGAGGCGGCAGCAGCAGCACUGAGUUGACUUUCUCCCCUGGUGUCUGUGUGGAAAGUGCCACACACUCCCUAAACCAACAACGGCUUUUGCUUGCAUUUUCCAGUGUUUCUUUUGUCAGCGAGUGCAACAGAGUUGUAAUUCUUCCAGUGCCAGCCCGGAGCUGAGUGAGGAACCACAGGCAGACAUGGUGAAAAUGACCAAAUCAAAAACUUUCCAGGCUUAUCUGCCGAACUGUCACAGAACUUACAGCUGUAUACACUGUAGAGCACACUUAGCUAACCAUGAUGAAUUGAUAUCCAAGUCAUUUCAGGGAAGUCAAGGUAGAGCCUACCUCUUUAAUUCAGUGGUGAAUGUUGGCUGUGGUCCAGCAGAAGAGAGGGUCCUUCUUACUGGGUUGCAUGCAGUGGCUGAUAUAUACUGUGAGAACUGCAAAACCACACUUGGCUGGAAAUAUGAACAUGCCUUCGAGAGCAGUCAGAAGUAUAAGGAAGGAAAGUUUAUCAUUGAACUGGCUCAUAUGAUAAAAGACAAUGGCUGGGAGUAAACCACAAGCACUGCCCACUUUCACUUAUUAGACAAUGUGAAACUGAACCUGCGGAUUUGAUGUUGGGCAACUGAGAAUUUCACUGAACUUUAUAAAUGAGAAAACGUAACCUCACUGGCUGGUAGAAUAGCUGAUGGGCACAUUAUGGUUGGACUUGCCUUUACACAAGUCCAUCAAGGUUCCCCUUUUUUUUUUUUUUUGGUCCUCUGCCUUCUCGUAAAUGUAUUUUUCUGUGAACAGCUGGUAAUCCCUCCCAUCAGUCCCCAUGUUUGCUGCUGCAGGAAGCUGCAACACAUGAAAUUUACUUUCUUACCCUAUUUUCAAAUAUAAACUUUGUACAUUCUCAAGUCCCAGAGACAAAAAUCACAUGUGAAUAACUUUGUUGGCUUGCAGUUAUGUUCUUGUGCAUGCCUACAGUCUACAUCCCCUAAAGUCCGUGAUUACACACCUUGGCAUCCCAGUUCCAGAGCUGAAGAGAUGAACAUGCAUCAGACAGAGGGAAAAUAAGAACUUAACAUGCAAAUUUAUUAUAUAUUAUUAUUACACUUUUUUUUUUUUUUUUUUAAGUUUUAUGCUGCUUCUAACCUGGAACACACUGCAGUGCAUUGCGUUCUGUGGCUUUUUGGAUAAAAAAUUACAGGAUUUCUCCUCCUGAAGGCAAGACAAUAUUCUGAAAUUUGUGCUUUCAAGGCCUUCACUGGAAGUUCAAGACUUUAACCUCUUUUGCUGCUGAAAAGAGAUUUCGCCUAAUUGCAGGGAAGCGGUUAUACAUGUUAACUUCCAGCCAUAUGAUUUUUGCUUUGCAGAUCAAUCAAAAAUGCAGAGUCUGUGACUCUUUCCCAAGAUGAUAAAAUCUAGUUUAAGUACUCUGGUCCCAACCAGCCCCCAAACAUAUACUUCUCUCUGCCCUGGCCAAACUGAUACAAUUUCAGAAAUAUAAAAAAAAAUAAUUGUGCUCAUUCCCUUUUUAAACCACAUAUUAAUCCUAUAUUUCUCCAAGCGGACCUUCCAUUAGUCUGCGUAGCUGGUUACUAUGACAGCAAAAAAGGUUUUUGAGCUCAGUUGUUGCAUGUGUGUUAGCACAAACGUCAGAGGUGUGUUAUGGCUGGUUCCAUAAACCAUUAUAGGUUUAAUUUAAUGCACUGGACAAAGAGGGCAUUUCAUAUAAAUUCUAUACAUUUUUUUGUUUGUUUCUCCUGCUCUUUGCACACAAACUUGCAACAACAAAAAAAAAAAAAUCUUUCGAAUAGGGUAGAUUCCUAUCAUUUUCUUAUUUGAAUGCUGUUGGAGGCUUUCUUUGGCACGUGUGAGGUAAAUAAGGUAAAUCUUGUGUGUUUGGUGGUUUGCUGGUUAAAUCAUUUCUGAACUCUAUUUACAUGUCGUGUUUUUUGUUUUGUUUUUUGUAUAAAAUCUUAAAGGUCAGGAAGAAAAUGUAUAAAAGUAAAUAUUAUUCUAAUUACUUGUUAUAAAAAUAAUUGUUGCAACUAAACUACAACUGCUGUUAAAUUGCUUGGAAAUAGGAGGUGUUGUCUUAUCCAAACAAGACACUGUUUUCCAGUGCUCAGUUGUGGAUUAGACAAUAACUUUAUAAGUAAUACAGUUUUUCCCCAUCAUCCGUGGCUGCCACAUGGCAAGUCCUUUCUAAAUGCAGUGUUACAAGUUUUAUGGCUGCUAAAGGGUUAUUAAACUCUGCACAUAAAAAAAAAAAAGCCAACUAUUUUCCAAAUUAUAGUGACAUAAAAUAUUCUGGCCUCGGAUAGUGCCCUUUCCUGCAAAGGUUGCAAUCAAUAAAAUAUGGAAUGGCAGUUAGAAAUGUGGCAAUAUAUGGACAAAUGAGGCCUUUAUUUUUCUAUAACACUACACUUCCUUUGAGCACUUUGACACAACUAUAAUGGGGAAACCUUGCAAUAGAAAUUUAUUUUUCUCCCUAAAUCUUUACUAUAUAACUCUAUGAACAUUUUCAGUGAGAUAUUUAAGACUGCUGCUGCUUGACGCAUUAGCUAGAACUAGGCCAGACUGCACUUUAUGCUUAUGAGAACUUUAUCCUGUUUAAUUAAAACACGUGUUGGUAGCAGCUCGUGUUUACAGUCUAUAGACUAGCAACCUCUUUUUUCAGUGCAUUGUUUCUUCACAUAAAGUUUAUAUUAGCCAUAUAGCUAGGGGUGAACAUAUGCUUGGAGAUUUACCACUUCAACAAUUUCAAAGCAGACGUGAUUAUGUUGAUUUAUUAGUUUCUUUAAUGCAACAAAGCCGUUAAUUUUUAGAUUGUAGGGGAUGAGCUAUGGUACAUGGGAAAACGUGUUGCCAUUUAAAAAAGCAAAUGCUAAUCCUUUUAAAUUUUUAGGGGUAUCCAUCCUGGAGUUCUUGGGGCAAUUGGACCCGGGUGAGUGAAACACAAAAUCAUAGAAAUGUUGACAUGACAUAAAAAUUUUUUUUUUU